Messenger RNA from Grus americana (Whooping crane), 3671 nucleotides. RefSeq names its product ubiquitin specific peptidase 2 (gene USP2). Gene Ontology annotation, biological process: protein deubiquitination. The record is from RefSeq and is a predicted model, not a curated record. Gene Ontology annotation, cellular component: cytoplasm. Gene Ontology annotation, molecular function: cysteine-type deubiquitinase activity. The transcript is spliced from 15 exons. The coding region runs from base 494 to 2266 and encodes 590 amino acids. Lineage: Eukaryota; Metazoa; Chordata; Aves; Gruiformes; Gruidae.
CCCUCCAGUUCGGCCCCCUCCGGCCAUUGCGUCCGCUCCCUGCAGGGUGGAGGAGCUGAGCCGUGGGGUGUCCUGUCCCCUCCAAAGCGCUGCUGGCCCUUCCGCAUCGCUUACUCUCCUCCGGCCCCAGGGGAAGCACCCCAAGGAGGCAGGAUCGGCUCCCUGCACUCAGUCCCGUGGGCACCACCCCAUGACCCGCCGCUCAACCCCCGCCGUGCCGGCCUCGUGCCCCUGACCAGUCACCAGCCGCGCGCGCCACCGACCCGCGUGCAGCCCUGGGGUCCGCUCGGAUGUGACACGGGGACUCCGCAGCGCAGGCAGUCCUAGCAGAUGUGGCAGUCCUCCAUGGGAAGGGACGCCAGGCACCCGGGAGCUGAGCGCCAGCAGCGCCGGGACAGAGGAGCUCGGCUGGGGUCGUGCUCACCGCAGCGCCAGCCACAGCCUCAGGACAGUCAAUGCCUCCAGGAGAGCCCGCUAAGCCCCAGCCUCCAGCAUGUCCCAGCUCUCCUCCACCCUGAAGCGGUACGUCGACUCGUCCCGCUAUGCUGAGACCACCUACAGCAAGGUGCCCUGCGGCUACAGCUCCUACACCUCCUAUGGAUCCACCUUGGCCACAUCCUACGCAGACAGCGACAAGAUCGGCUUCAAAACCAGCUACCUGCCCUCCCCCCGGUACCACCACACGGGGCUGUCCACAACCAGUGGCUAUGACAGCAGCCGGCUGCCCCUGUACCCCGACUCCAGCAUCCGCCUGAGCCCCACAUACAUCUGCACUCAGCCCCGACCGCCCGGCGGCGGGCUGAGCGGGGGUGCAUGCUACACCUUCGCGGGGGCCCCCAGAAGCCCCCCGGGCUACCUGCCCACCACAGCACCUCUCAGCCGUCGCAAAUCCAUCAGCCACUCAGACCUGGCACGGGAGUUUUCGGGGCUGCACGCCUCGGACAGCACCUACGUGCCCACCUCCGGCCCCCUCAGCACCCGGGGCCGCCAGGAGCUCGGCGCCCUGCAAGGUCUCUACCAGGCUGCUGCACGCUCCGACUACGUCCGUGGCUACCUGGAGAGUUACGGGAGGAAAAGCAGCCAUGGCAGCCUCCCCACGGGCCCCCUCAGCCCCUCACAGGCCGCCCUCGGCUCUGCCCUGCCACCCUCAGGCACUCGCUGCACCGGCCAGCCCUGCGAGAGGAGCGAUGGCUACUGCGACGCGCCCACCCGGGACCCCCCGAGCUCCAAGGCGGUGCAGGGGCUGACCGGCUUGCGAAACCUCGGCAAUACGUGCUUCAUGAACUCCAUCCUGCAGUGCCUGAGCAACACCAAGGAGCUGCGGGAUUACUGCCUGCAGAACCAGUACCUGCGGGACCUCAACAACAAUAGCCGCAUGCGCACUGCACUCAUGUCAGAGUUUGCAAAGUUGAUUCAGUUGCUCUGGACCUCGUCCCCCAACGACAGUGUGAGCCCCUCCGAGUUCAAGACGCAGAUCCAGAGAUAUGCUCCCCGCUUUGUCGGCUACAACCAGCAGGAUGCACAGGAAUUCCUGCGGUUCCUCCUCGACGGGCUGCACAGCGAGGUGAACUGUGUGCUGGUGCGGCCGCGGGCCAGCACAGACACCCUGGACCACCUCCCCGAUGACGAGAAGAGCCGCCAGAUGUGGAGGAGGUACCAGGAGAGGGAGGACAGUCGCAUUGGUGACCUCUUCGUUGGGCAGCUGAAGAGUUCGCUGACCUGCAGCGAGUGUGGCUACUGCUCCACAGCCUUCGACCCCUUCUGGGACCUGUCCCUGCCCAUCCCCAAGAAAGGCUACGGGGAGGUGACCCUCAUGGACUGUCUACGGCUCUUCACCAAAGAGGACGUGCUGGAUGGGGACGAGAAACCGACGUGCUGUCGCUGCAAAGCCAGGACGAGGUGCACAAAGAAAUUCAGCAUCCAGAAGUUCCCCAAGAUCCUGGUGCUUCACCUGAAGCGCUUCUCAGAGGCCAGGGUACGAACGAGCAAGCUCACCACCUUCGUGAAUUUCCAGCUGAAGGACCUGGACCUCCGGGAGUUUGCCUCCCAGAGCUGCAACCACACCGUUUACAACCUCUACGCCGUCUCCAACCACUCAGGCACCACCAUGGGGGGACACUACACUGCCUACUGCAAGAGCCCCGUCUCCAGUGAGUGGCACAGUUUCAACGACUCCCGCGUUACCCCAAUGUCGUCCAGCCACGUCCGCAGCAGUGACGCCUACCUGCUCUUCUAUGAGCUGGCCAGCCCGUCCUCCCGCAUGUAGCCAGCCCUGCCUCCCUGGGGACCCCUGCGCCACCCCUCAGAGCCAGCCCUUCCAGGUUUCGGCCAUUUGCUCCCCAGGCGCAAGAGGGAGGUGAAGAGGAGGGACCGCGAGGUGGCUGCAGCGGGAGGCUGGAGGCAGCCAGGAGCAGACCCCAGGCAAGGACACCCCAGCUCCAAACUGAGGAGAGCAGCCCACGGCAGGGCAGGGCCCAGGCAGCUCAGGCGUCUCCUGGUCGCUGGCGUUUGGUUUUUACCUUGGGGUACGUUUUAGUUUCUUCCUUUCUUUCUUUCUUUUUUUUUUUGUUUUGUUUUGUUCUGUUGGUGUGUAAUAAAAAUACUGAGCAAGGGACUCUGCGGGCAUGGGGCUGCCUGCCCCAUUGACUAAGCCAGGACCUCUGCUCCCCUGGAGGAGCACCCAGAGCUGUGGACCCAGGAGAGCCUCCCACAUCCCUCCUGGCCUCUUGGCACUCCUGUUCUGUUUGGCCGCCCCAGAGGAUUCACGAACUGCUCCCGGCCUCCUCCCAGCAAUUCUGAAUCUCCUGGCGAAGGACCCCGGCCCUUCGGUUGCCUCCGUCCCAUCUCAGGCAGCGCUUCCCCACCAGCUGCCCCAUGCACACUCCUCAAAGCAGCCUGAGUUCAGGCCCAGCCCCACGGACAGGAGGGAGGAAAACAUUUUGUGAAAUUUCUAUGUAUUUAUAGUGGACUUCGCUCAACCUAGAGCACCCUGCCGCUUUCUGGCUCUCCAGGGACUUGUGCCAGGGCAUGCUUCGGGUAGAUUUUUACCUGCCUCCUCAUACAACGGUGCCUUAAACCAUUUAGGGGAGCGGGGGGGGCGGGCAUUGGGGUUGCACAGGAACGUCCGUCCUGCAGAGGAGAGGGAGGGGAGGGCAGUGGCUUUCCGGGACCAUCUGCAGUUGGGGCUUUCUUCUCACUGCGAUCAGGAGCCCCCCCUGGGUGCCUGGGGACGCGCGUCCCCACUUGCUCCGCUGCUCUGUCCUCCAGUUAGCAAACGCCAGUGGCCUUUAUAGCCUUUAUCUCUAACUUAUUCUCCUCCCCAUCCUGCCUUGCCCGAGGUGCGGCGGGAGGGGAGAUGGGCCCGACCCAGCACAAUCCCAGCCCCAGCCCGCAAGGCAGCUACUUCCAACCCAGCGACCCAUCCUUCUUCGCCCUCGCUGGCCCUGCGGGCACAGGCUGAACGCUCUCACGCCAUGAGCAUCCCACCCAGCUCGGAGCAUCCCGGUGUGGCGGGGGGGAGGGCGGGCCAGAAUGGAGGGGCUGCCCGCGGCAGGUACCGGACUGGGGCAGCGUUGCUGCUUGGCAGGUGGCUUGUUUACUGUGUAAGCAAGAUGGGCGGGAAGCGUCUCGUACAAGGGAGACUCACGCAGGAAUAAAUUUUAGCUUGAACA